UUUCAAUUGCAUGCAACUUCAGUUCUUGAAACUUAAUAAAAUUCUUUCAAAAUGCCUGCAUUGCCCGUUUUUAAACUGGGUAUGCUUGCAGUGCGUCAACUCAGUAAAUAUGUGGCUCAUUUCAUAAAACAGAAAGCGAAAAAUAAUGCGACAUUUCGAAAUUAUUUUUGCAUACCACCGGCACAAUUCUACAACAGAGUGGAGACAAGAACGAAGAUGUGGACAAUGAAGAUAAGUAAACCGAAUACAAUAAAACCACUUUCAGAAGCGGCGGCCAUCGAUUUGGGAGCCAGCAUGUUGGGUGAACUUGUUUUAUUUAUAAUCUGUGGUGCUGCCGUAAUUUCAGAAGUUUCGCGACAGGUGCGUUCAGAACGUCGUAAAAAGGAGGAAAAAAUACAAGCGGCCAUAAAAAUAACAAACAAAAUCCUAAAAAUGGAAGAAACAAUUGAGCAUCAGGAGAAGUUUAUACAAGAAAUCAGCAAGGCUCUAAAGUCUUUAGGUAAACAAAUUGAGGUGCCACACGAUGAGAAAUUCAAAAGCAAACUGAUGAGACCAGUUAUAGUAACUAGGUCGAUAGACACUCAGGUUACGAUACCAACAAUGGACAAAAAAAUACAAGUAAUAUUAUAAC
This is a messenger RNA of Rhagoletis zephyria (snowberry fruit fly), 631 nucleotides long. RefSeq names its product optic atrophy 3 protein homolog. Lineage: Eukaryota; Metazoa; Arthropoda; Insecta; Diptera; Tephritidae. Gene Ontology annotation, cellular component: mitochondrion. The record is from RefSeq and is a predicted model, not a curated record. Gene Ontology annotation, biological process: regulation of lipid metabolic process.